UCGCGAGUCGCGUUCACUGUCAGUUUUGACGACGCAUUCCACGCGUCAUGACGCGUUCCAUUUUUAAAUCGAAUCGCGUAAAUCAUUCGUAAAUUUUAAUUUAAAAAGUUCACUAAUAAAUAAAAAUGGACUUAAAAGAGAUAAUAAAGUGGUUUAUACCGUGUUUCCACGUGCUACUAUAUUAUAGAAUAUAUAAAAUUAACUUCCGUUUGAUUAUUUGUUUGUUUUUACUCUCGCCGUGUCCCAGUUUCGCGGGUAAAGUGUACCAUAGUGACGUUGUUUUAAAUAGUUAUAAUGUAAACAAUAAUACCAAAAAUAUAGGUUUAUUUAACGAAUAUCAAGACCAAGAUCAUGACAGGAUGAAUGCACCUCGAACGUAUAAAAGCUAUGAGGAUACCUCUGUUGGACGAACUUUUGGUCGUCCGUUCAAGAAAAUGAUCCAAGCUAUGAUACCGCUGGCGUUCCAGCUCGGAGCGGCUGCGACUUGGGCGACGGUGGCAGCGCUUGUAGGCGUCAAGACCUUGGCUGUUACUUUGAUCAUACUCAAACUACUGCUGAUCGCAGGUGCUGCAAAGAUCGGAGCGCUGUUCGCUUCCAAAGGCCAUGAUCAUCAUCAGGCAUGGACGCCCCAGCAGAAGGAGAUACACCUGCAUAUACACAAUGGAGGAUUGCACGGUGAUGAGCAAAGUGUUCCUAUCUCGCCAUGGAGCAGAGAGGGACAGAGCCAAGCGGAUACUAAGCAGGUCAACGUUAUUUACGAGUCCUACCCCGGACCUCAAACCAUAAGCACACCAUAUGGACACUACAUGAAAAUCGAACCGGGGGCCCAAGUCACCCAAUGACGAAUGACCAAAUAUAGAUCUUAAGUUAUGUUGGUGGUAAGUGCUGGGUCCACCCUUCCACCAGGUUAUUUACCGAAACAUUUUGUGAAUAGGAUGAGUCAGUGUAAUUAUU
Vanessa tameamea is the source of this 954-nucleotide messenger RNA. RefSeq lists its product as uncharacterized. The record is from RefSeq and is a predicted model, not a curated record. The transcript has 4 exons. Lineage: Eukaryota; Metazoa; Arthropoda; Insecta; Lepidoptera; Nymphalidae. Bases 126 to 842 code for a protein of 238 amino acids.